GUGUCGGUAUAGCCCUUCUGAGAAUUUGCCUUGUACAGUGCAAACCACCAACCUCAGGCAUUUUGGUUGAAUUUUUGAAAAAUGUCUCUUCAACAGCUUUUAGGAGAUGAAAUUCCUGCAGAGAAGGUUUGCGCUGCUCUUUUAGAUUACGAGAAGAAGAAGAGCGAAGAGGACAAUGCCGAUUCCAAGUUGAAAAAGUCAAAUUUGUUAGAGGACGAAGAAGAUACUACCUCUACUGUUUGGCUACAGUUGGCUACCUUGAAAUUUAUUACAAAUAAUAGAAAAUUGAUACCUUUUAAAAUUCCUUUAAAACACGCUAUCAUUCCUUCUUCUUAUGAGGCUUGCUUGAUUGUGAAGGAUCCCCAAAGAACUUACAAAGAUUUGGUCAGUGAAGCAGGCAUGUCCGGUGUCGUUACUCGAGUCAUUGGACUUAGCAAGUUAAAAGCUAAAUGGAAGUCUUUUGAGCAGAAAAGACAGCUUCGUGAUCAGUUCGAUCUUUUUUUGGCUGAUGACCGUAUCAUCUCUAUGUUGCCUAAUGUAUUGGGUAAAACCUUUUAUUCCAAGACAAAGGCCCCUAUUCCUGUUCGUAUUAGCAGUAAUAAUGCUGAUCAAUUGAAGAAGCAAGUCGUUUCUGCUUACAAUGCUACUUAUUUCCGUGCGUCUCCUUGCAGUAGCUUUAUGAUCCGUUGCGGACACACUGCCAAUACUCCUCAAGAACUCGCCGAUAAUAUUGAAUCAAUCCUCAAGUACUUGUGUGAAAAGAAGGUUGUCCCUAACGGUGGAAAGGGUAUUUCAAGCGUUCAUGUUAAGACUACUCAAAGUAUGGCUGUUCCACUCUGGAAUAACCCUAAUUUGGAAGAGGAGGUUAAGAAACUCCGUGCAUCUACUAAGGACAAAGAAUCUCCAAAGAGAAAGUCGAUUGUAGAAACUAAGACAGCUACUACUUCUCCUAACAAGAAGGCUAGGACAGAUUCGACCAAAAACCUAGAAAUGAAGCAAAAAGAUGAAUCAACUAAGAAAGUUGAGGGUGAGGGUAAGGGUGUCCCUCCUCAAAAGAAGGCCUCCGCUGAUAACUCUCCACAGAAAGCUCCUCAAAAACAAAAGGCAGAAAAACAGGCUAUAACGAAGCAAAACGAGGAACCCCCAAAGAAAAAGGAGUCCGCUAAUCAGCAACAAAAAAAGAAUGGUUCAUCGGUUUCUCCUUCUAAACAACCCGAACAAGGUCCUGCGCAAACAAAAACGACUAAUGGGAAAAAGAAGGCAGGCAAACAAAAGGCCAAAGGAAAACAAUAAAUGGAUUUUUUGGGGAAUAUUAGGAAAGCUGGAACUUCAUAGUGAAAUUCGAUCAGGCAUGUAUGUAUGUACAGAUAAUUAUAUUUUGGGUUUUUACUACGGUUGUCGUUAGAAGGAAUAAUAAUAAAGUACCACUAUCACUUGAUUUAUUUUGGAUAAAAUUUGUUGAAAGAUUGCUAGCAAACAGUAUCUGGAUUCAGAAAUUAGAGGUAGUAGAUUCUGGUAAAGUCGUCGUUCCCUUACAGUCUUAAACGGUUGGUAAAAUUGUAUUUAUCGUUUGACUCCAAAGCUACUACCCUUGGCAGAUUCUGAGCCUGUUCCUGGCUUACCGUCUGGCCAAUAUGUAUACUCUUGUACGAGAAUCCAAUCCAGCGGAUUCUUGCGGUGACUAAAACUGAAUCGUAACCAGGUAUCUUCUCGUUUCAUUAUCAAUUGCAUUGGGUAGCAGAUCCCAUGCUCCAGCUCAUUCAUUUUGCCUACAAACACCUGCCAUGUUCCGGGGCUUACUUUGCAGGCUGAAAACCAUGGAGAAUUGAGGUAUUGUAACACAAAUGGUGUGUAAGAGGAAACUUGGGCUUCUUUUUGCACAUCAAUGGAGAACCCAUUUGUCCAAUGAUCUGAAUGAUAUAUCAAAGGCCCGUAUUUUUCUGGAAUGUAGGCACGUUUUCCACUAGAAUAUAAUGUUAGUCCAAUCUGACUCAAUGAAUAGGGAAAUCGUUGUACUCACCUCUUAAUUUCCAGAAAUCCGCGAUGAUGUAGAUUGAAUCUAAAUACCAUCUUUUCGGAAUUUCUUGUCAGAGGUGCUAAGUAUAGUUUAUCAUUGUCUAAAACAAUGUAUCGACCGUCUAAACCAGUCAGAGAUCGGUCUUCCAUUUUGGUAACUACAGACCAAAAAGAAGAGAUACGAUAUCUGUUUUCUUCAUUUGCUUUUUCGCUCGCUUCAAGCUCUGCUUUGCUUCUCCAAAAAUCCCCCUUAGCGCAAUGAGCUUUGCGUGGCAGAUUCAGCAUGUUAAUCACUAUUAAGAUGGAUCGCAGAAGAUAAAACAAAAGCAUCUUGAUGAUUUCCUGUUCAGUUGUAGAUGUAGCCUUGUAUAGUGUCGAGUUGUAAAUGUAAACAUCCUUUGUUUACUUUUGGAAACUAUUAACGAAACUUUCACCCGUAACAAUCUGAAAAAUUCCUUGUUUAAUAGAUCAUAGACAAUGACAUUUUCUCAAAAUCUGGUUUCCUA
Molecule: messenger RNA, 2522 nt
Organism: Schizosaccharomyces cryophilus OY26
Lineage: Eukaryota; Fungi; Ascomycota; Schizosaccharomycetes; Schizosaccharomycetales; Schizosaccharomycetaceae
Product: U3 snoRNP-associated protein Cic1/Utp30 family protein
Exons: 2
Coding region: 82-1293 (403 amino acids)
Source: RefSeq, a predicted model, not a curated record